CGCCACCCUCCGCUGGAUCCAUUGUGAGGAAAUUGCCAUUCGCGGCAGCGGCGGCACAUCUGGGCGGGCGCAUCUGGGCAAACAACAUCGGCUCCCGCCGACAGCCUCCAACGUCCUCCAACCGGCCGAACGGAUCUCACCGGGCCGCCGGAGAGGCUCCUGCUCGUCAGCCCCGGGCUCCUUCUUUCGGGCUGAAUCUUAAAAAAACCCUGGCAGCGCGGGGGGUGGGGUGGGGUGGAAAUAAAGGCUGCUAUUUUUUUCCCCUGGGAUUUAUUUCAUGGGGAUGUGUUCAAGACAAGAGAGGAUUCAGAAGGAUAUUGACGUUGUGAUCCAAAAGUGCAAGGCGGAAAAGGACUGCCUGUUUGCAGAUUUCAGGUACUCAGAUUCCACCUUUACCUUCACCUAUACUGGAGGCUCCAAAAGUGUGUCCUAUUCAGUACAUGUCUCUGAGGACUACCCAGAUAACACUUAUGUUUCCAGUUCUGAUAACGAUGAAGAUGUGUUAGUUACAACAGAGCCAAUUCCAGUAAUUUUCCACCAAAUUGCUACAGAAUUAAGAAAAACCAAUGAUGUCAACUAUUGCUUAUCCAUAAAGUCAAAAUUACAGAGGGAGAAUGGAGAGGAGUCACGACACAGCAGCACAGUUGAAGAAGACUCUGAAGGAGAUAAUGACUCUGAGGAAUUUUAUUAUGGAGGACAGGUUAGCUAUGAUGGAGAACUUCACAAGCACCCACAGCUGGAAGCUGAUUUAACAGCAGUGAGAGAGAUCUAUGGACCUAAUGCAGUAUCUCUCAGGGAAUAUGGAGCCAUUGAUGAUGUAGAUAUUGAUCUACAUAUUGAUGUUAGCUUUCUUGAUGAGGAGAUUGCUGUGGCCUGGGAUGUAAUUCGCACAGAGCCUAUAAUAGUGCGACUGCACUGCUCACUCACACAGUACCUAAAUGGUCCAGUGCCAACUGUGGAUGUAUUUCAGAUCUCUACUAAGGAAAGAUUUGGGCUGGGACAUCAGCUGAAAAAAAUCAUGCAGACAUUUGUUACACAACAGUGGAAGAACAGUAAAGAAAAAUCUAACUGUACGCACAAUAAGAAGGUGUCUGACAAAAAGGUGAAAUCCCCUCUGCACAUCUUUUCUACAUUGCGCAGGCACAGAAUUUCAAAGAGAAAAGGCAUUAGAAAGCGUAAGAAAGAGUUAAUGAAUAGUUUGAAUGAAUUUGAAUUUAAUACGAUUUCUGCCAGUUGCUCAUACUCGUCGCCAAGUUAUCCUCCACCUGGCUGUGGUAAGAAUAAAUCAAAACUGAAGUCAGAGCAGGACGGCAUCUCCAAGACCCACAAACUGCUGAGAAGGACUUGCUCUAGCACAGUGAAGGCGGAGGAUGUGUGUGCCACAAAAUCCCACAGAACCUUUGGCCGCUCGUUAUCGAGCGACCCGAGGGCUGAACAGACAAUGGCUCUCAGAUCGCACAAACUGCUGAGCCGAGCUUGCUCUGCAGCUGUCAAGCAGGAGGAGUGUAUCUCUUUAAAGCCCCAUAAGGUGUUAAAUAGGUCGUGCUCUGGGGAUCCUCGAUGCGAGCACAACAGCACCUUGAAGCCCCACAAACUUUUAAGCAGAUCCUGCUCCAGUAACCUUAGAAUGGAAGAAUUGGAUGGAUUGAAGAACCACAAGUUGCUCAGCAAGACUUACUCCAAUGCCCCUAAAUCAUCCAAAAUGGAGCCUUUCAAGGAGUCCACCAUGGCAGAGAGCAGGAGGCUCUCUCUUACCUCAGGGCUUAUUGGUAUCUUAACACCAUCCUCAUCAUCACCUUCACAAGCUGCUCAAAAUUAUGGUGCAAAAUGCAUUCCAGUGCGAGACCGUGGCUUUCUUGUGCAGACUAUUGAAUUUGCUGAGCAGCGGAUACCAGUACUGAAUGAAUACUGUGUAGUUUGUGAUGAACCUCAUGUGUUCCAGAAUGGCCCUAUGCUGAGGCCCACUGUUUGUGAACGGGAACUCUGUGUAUUUGCUUUCCAAACAUUAGGAGUGAUGAACGAAGCUGCUGAUGAAAUUGCAACUGGGGCACAGGUAGUUGAUCUGUUAGUAUCUAUGUGUCGGUCUGCAUUAGAAUCACCUAGGAAAGUUGUCAUUUUUGAGCCAUACCCUUCUGUAGUUGAUCCUAAUGAUCCUCAGAUGCUGGCCUUUAACCCCAGGAAGAAGAACUAUGACCGAGUCAUGAAAGCAUUGGACAGUAUCACUUCCAUCAGAGAGAUGACACAGGCACCUUACUUGGAAAUAAAGAAGCAGAUGGAUAAACAGGACCCGCUUGCACAUCCUCUUCUACAAUGGGUUAUAUCUAGUAAUAGAUCACAUAUUGUGAAGCUACCAGUGAAUAGACAACUGAAGUUUAUGCACACUCCCCACCAGUUCCUUCUUCUCAGCAGUCCACCAGCCAAAGAAUCCAAUUUCCGAGCUGCUAAAAAUCUCUACGGAAGUACCUUUGCAUUUCAUGGUUCACACAUUGAAAAUUGGCAUUCCAUCCUGAGGAACGGCUUAGUUGUUGCUUCCAAUACGAGGCUGCAGCUCCACGGUGCAAUGUUUGGAAGUGGAAUCUACCUUAGUCCAUUGUCAAGCAUAUCAUUUGGUUACUCAGGGAUGAACAAGAAGCAGCAGAAGGUGUCAGCUAAAGAUGAACCAGCUUCAGGCAGUAAGGGCAGUAAUACAUCGCAGUCCCAGAAGAAAGGACAGCAGUCGCAAUUUUUGCAAAGCCGUAACUUAAAAUGCAUAGCCUUAUGUGAAGUGAUAACCUCACCUGAUCUGCACAAACAUGGGGAGAUAUGGGUAGUUCCCAACACGGAUCACGUGUGUACAAGAUUUUUCUUUGUUUAUGAAGAUGGUCAAGUGGGUGAUACAAGUAUAAAUACACAGGAACCAAACAUUCAUAAAGAGAUUCUUCGAGUCAUUGGCAAUCAAACUGCUACUGGUUAAAAGGACCACUCUUAUUUAAUUGAUGUGAAGCCUUCCUCAGUCUCAAAGCUGGAUUUUGAACUGAAGAAGAUGCAAAAAACUAAUUUAUUAUUACUACACUAAGCAAAUUAACCAUUUGAAUACUUACUGUUUUCUUACUUAGUAUUUCGUAUCUCAUCAAAAUACCUGAGAUGAUAUCAAUUAGCAACUGUAGGGGUGCAAAGUCUAUUAUUAUACUAAAACAAUUAAUAAUUAAAUAGGCAUUUGGGUUGCUCACAAUAAGCAGACAUUAAAAAGGACUUUUGUGCUGAUAUUUUUAUACUAAACUUCAAUUGGAAGUUUUAGUACUGCAUACUGGUAUUUUAAAUUUAGAAUGACUGAAUUACAAGUAAGAGAGAAGAUUUUAUAGCGGAGCACCUGUAUUAUGCAGGAUACUUUGCAAUAAGUAAAAUAUUCUCGUAUCAAAACACAAUAAAAGGUUGUCUGGAAUAUGUAAAAUUGAAGAGAUUGGUUACCUGCAGCUGUCUUUGAUUCUUUUUAUUUUACUCAAAUGCAGUUAGAAUUUAGACUCAAAGGUGAAAACAACAAUGCAUUUUUUAUUUACUGGGUGCAACAAAGCAAAAUGAAUGUGAUGGUAUAUGUUCAGCUUUCUUUAUUUUCUCUGGAACACUGUCUUACCCAUUAAGCAUCUCAGUUGUAUUUUUUGAACUGUACAAGCCUCAGAAACACCUAAAGCUUUUAAUUUUCUUUUUAGAAUUUUUGGUUUUAUAUACUAAAUUUUACAAUUUCAUUAGAUCAACAAGGUUUUUUAAUGUUUGCAUCUUAACUUCAGUGAAAUUGCUCUGUGAUGAAAUUUAUCCACAAAUUUUCAAGUAUGUGCUGAGUUAAGGCUUUUAUGGUUGAAUUGAUUGUUGGUACAUAAGAAAAUAUAUACAAAUGCAAAAUUCUACUGAUUUUUGUCUUGGUAAAUUAGUUUUAUUAGUUAAUUUCUAAGCUAUAAGAAAUCAAUUUAAAUAUCUCUGUCUUUUAAAUUAAUUACUGUUUUUUCCAAGUAAGUAGGAUGGCAACACAGAUAGAGAAGGGUCCAGUCUCCAAGACAAAAAGCAUAUCCUGUGCCCUGAUGAAUGCCUUUGGCAGCCCUCAUGGUGGUUAUCCUGAAGCAUCAAUCACACCCUUGAAUAUGGAGAGCAGUUGAACUUUCCCAUCUGUGCAACUUCUGUGAGCCACCUCAGAAAGCAAAAAUAGACUGAAACCUCUCUUAUGUUACUUUCAUAAUAAAGAUACUAAAGCACCAAAUAACAGCACAAGAGAGCACAGCUGUGUUUGUUUCUUUUAAAGAGAACUGAAUUAGAUAUGCUGUAAUGGAUGAUUCCUUCUUUCUAGUUCAUGCUACACUCCUGUAUUACUUGCUGCAGUUGAAGUGCCCUACAAGUUAACAGUGGUAUUUGGCCUAGGAGCAUACAUGGGAUGUAUUUUAGCAUUCUACACUUAUUUGCUUUAGUGUUAAUUUUUCUAAGUUAUCCAGACUUGUAAAGCAAAUUCUGUUUGCAUAUCCCCAUUUUGGUGUUAGUUCUAUUGACUUGCGCUCUCAUUUGGUGGACCUCUAAAUUAGAGAAACACUACUCCAGUUGUUGUCUUUCAUGCUGGGACACAGGUUAACUUCUUGAAACAAAGAGGUUUCCAGAAAUUUGUCUGUCUGCGUAACGACUGACAUAGGUUGUGUGACUGCAAAAAGUCAAUAUAAUUCAGAAAUGGAGCUGAAACCCUGGCGUGACCAUCUCUGUAAUGGUGCUACCUUGUGUGUCUGAAUCACUCUGUUUUGCCUAACAAAAAGAAACUGGGAAGCAAGUCCACAAAGAUGUUCUAUGAUUAUUUCCUGAGCUGGUAGCCCACCACUCUGGGAUGCCUCUUGUAAAAAAGAACAGGAGAAAAGAGAGUUGAGAAUGAGUGAACUGGAGAAGCCAAGUAAACAGUCAUCUUCCCCGUCUCCUCAAGUUUAUAGCAGGGUCAGAAAUUAAACCCUUGAAGAAAGGAAUCUGAAAUGUAGCUAAUGAAUUGACCUCUGUUUGCAUUGUGGGGUUGUGAUCCUGGUCAUGCAUGGUGCCAUCAUAAGUACAACCCCAGGAAAGGGAAGAGAAAAAUACAUUGCUGCCAAAUUUUAAGACUGCUCAGAGGUUUGCUUUAAAUGGAUAAGCCACAGCAAGGGACAAUGUGGGGGAAAGCAGGACUCCAAGUUGUAUUGAGGCCUUGCUGUUGUGCCUGUCUCAGGGAGAACUUUGGUGACUGACUUAAGAGGGGAGAAGGAUAGUGAACAAGAGUAAAAGGUAGAAUGUGACAAGCACAGGGGUUACAAACCAGUUGAAGAGGGCAAAACCUUUCAGGGAGAAAGGUAGUUCUGAAGGGACAAGAUGGCAUUAGCAGCUCAGGUCCCACGUGGUGCAUGGCAGGAAAAGGGACUGGCAGAACCAAGCUGCAGUGUGGGGAUACACAGCCCAUAGCAGUAUGGAGCAGUCCAAGCAUGCCCCAGCAUCAUGCUUGGGGCAACUGGGCCACUUGAAAAGCUGUCACUAGGCUAUAGUGCGGAGACAUAAGCCUGGUGUCACACAUAAACAGCAAUUGAGCUAGAACAAAAUUCUUUGGCCAGAAACUCAGUCACAUUUUUCUUUACCCAGUAUAUUAAUGAGAAACUUCCAAGGCUUUGUAUUAUUUGCAGGGGAAUUUGAAUCUUCAGAUCAUUUAACAAAGUAUUAGUUCUCAUUAUUUUCAAAAGAUGAGGGGAAGGAGGCAUGUUCAUUUGGCACCUGUUACUCCUUAUAUAGGAAACGCGAAAGCCAAAAGACUUUUAUCACCAAGAACUGGAAUGAAAAAGCCUGAGGAUAAGAUUUUCUUUGAAGGAUUUUCUUUUGAGGUUUUAUGCAAAGGUGGCAGUUGCAUGUAGCCAAAUGCUUCCAAAUAACUUGCAUUAACAUGGAGUCCAGGGGAUGAAAAAUAAAAAUCCCAGAGCAAGACCCUGCAUUAUGCCCAGAGCCCUUCCAUUUUCCUUCCUUGCUUACCAUGCUCACAUAGUAGUGACAGACCAGUCAUUGUAACUCCUGCUGUAAAAGAUGCAGGCUUUCCAAAGAUGGCUUUUAAUCAAAGCAAAUAGACUCCCAGGCUCUGCCAUCUCUCUUGAUAGAAAUUUCCAUGAAGUCAUUGCUGUCACCAUACCCAAUGUGGAGCAACCAAGGGAGUUAUAGGUAAAUAACUUUCUAACUUCUUGCUACAUCCUACAACCAAAUGCAAGCCCUCCUCACAGUGGAAAGGUUUGACAAAAAAAUUGUGUUAGUCCUUUGAUGUUGCACCCUAAUUAUGAAUUGCUGUAUUUAUGCUGCUGAGUAUUUAAAUAUUGUGAAAGGAAUCCAGAAAGAUGCUUUUUAAUCUUCCAUGAGGUCCAGGCAAGUAUUGAGCAUUCAAGGGCUGAAUUAAGCAAUUUGAGGUAUCUUCUUCUAUGAUAUGAAUCAACAUGGCCCUGUUGUCUUCAACAGUACUACACUGCUUUGAUAAAUGAAUCUUUGGCUUCCUAUUACUUACCAUAAAGUGGCCAGGUUGUGUAAUAUUUUGGUUAAUGUUUUACAGGAACUAGUCAAUGACACUGGAAAUUUUUAAGAUUAAUUUUUUUCCUCUACAGCCCUUGAAAAAAUUCUUAAUGAAGCGGAAUGAUUUUAACAUAAUAGCUGUUGGUACUAAAAAAGCAUCUGAUGAGUUAUGCUAAGAUUGUCCUUUGUUAAUAAAAAUAUAAAGUCACUCCAGAUUAAGACUUCAUGCAUAGAUCAAUUAAACUUUGCUUAUAAUCACUUACUACUGUGAAAACAAUUAUCAUAAUUUCUACAAGGAUAAAUACAAAAUAGAAAAAAAAUCCAAAAGGGAACAACUGAAUUAAGAGAUUCAUGGUUAAGAAGGAGAUACUAAAAAAAACCCAAACCAUAGGCAAAUGCAAAAGUACUAUCUAUUACUUAAGAAUUAUAAUAAUUUAGACAAAUUUUUUUCUUGGCUCUGGGAAAUGAAAGUGAGAUACAAAGAAUAUGAGCCAUGACUCACCACAUGCAGCCUCUGCUGGCAAUGCUGCUGCAGCUGGAAUGGCCUUGGCCACCCAUUCUCUUCUCUCCUGUGGCACACAGCAUCCUGUGGUGUUUUAUUUGCAAAAUUCAGGUGUUAAUCUGGUGUCCGUGCAAUUUCUUCAUUACAAACACCACCUCAAGGUGAAGGAUGAGCCUGUUGAGUAAACUGAGCAAGGUCUGUUGCUUGUAGAGCAGUUAGCAUUCUGUGAAGCACCUGAAGUUGUUCAGAAAUGAUCUUGAAUGCAGUCAGAUGAAUUUAUUCCUUUAAAAAAUUCCACUCAGGAGUGUAGUGACAUGUGCUUCAGAAGGGGAUAAAUAAACGGGGAUAAAUAAAAGGGGAUAAAUAAAAAUGGGAAAGUUUUGCUCCAAGCAGAGCGUCAUUCUGUGUGAAGUGCACAAGGAUGUCGCCCGGAGUUUGAAUUUCCCAAUUUGUGUUUGGAAACAGGUCUGAAAGCACUGACCUCCUCUGUCUGUCCUGCCAUGUCAGUGUUGUACUCCUGCUCACUGGCUUCAGCAACAGCCACUGACAAGAGCUGAAGGAAUAAGGCAGCUUGAACUGCUGUUCCAUAGUGUUUUGAUUGCAUGCUCCUGCUAAGUUUCAGUCUGACACAGAAUAGCUAGGAUGUAAAUUACUGCCCAUUACACUUUGUGUUGGGAUUUUGUACAUGUACUAGGCAUAAGGCUUUUGUAAAGGGGAAAAAAAAUUAGUUUUUAGAUGAACAUAUCUACUGUGUUAAAAACCUGUUGAGAAGAUUGCGUUGAUCAUUUAUCAAAAAGUCAGUAAAAAUAUUCCUUAUACAUAGACAUUUAAUUUAAUGUUCUAAAAAUAAUUUUUGAACUUACCUAGUAUAUAUUGUAUCUUUGAAGUUUAACAAACAGCCAGUCUUUUAUGUAAACAUAAAAUAUGCCAAUGUUUCUUUUUAACACCAUAGCCUUUUUUUUCUCCAAAUAAGUUUAUUAAAUUCUGUGCACAAAAUCAUACUGCAGCCUGCUAUUUAGCCUAUGGUGCCUUAGAGUUACUCAAAUAUUUAACAAAAUGGAGAUAAUGUAAAUACUGCCAGAAGAUCACUAAGGCCAAAUAUUUUCUCUAUUCACUUUUUACUGCACUUGCUUUCUAUUGCUAUUUAAGCCUCUUUUAUUCAGCUUUGUAACAGCUAUAGCAUUGUAGCCAAUGUAAAUGUUUACCUUCAAUAAAUCAGAAUUUGUUCAACAAGCACUGGGCAUUUGGGCACUAUUUUGAGAACUCUGUUGGAAGUUAAAACAGCCAUCUAAGAAUUAAACUGCAUCUGAAGCAGUUUCUUGACUUUUGCUAAUCUCAAUGACAUCUAAAAGUUAUGCCAUGCUUUUACACAUUUUUGAAGUAAAUUUUUUUUCAUUGAUCUUUUUAAAAACACUUAGAUGAACAGUAAAACUAGCUUUUCUUGCUGUGUUUAGCUGAAUGGGUUACCCAACUAUAAUAAAAGCAUUAUUUUGCAUGUACAGUAUCAUAAAAUGCAUAAAGAUGUCUCAAGAUGCUUUUUAUAAUUGCUUUUAAAGAAGUUCUCUGUUUUUCUGUAGAGCUGUUUUUGUCAUGAAAACACAGCAAAUAUAUGACAAACUGUGUCAUACUUUAAUGUGGCUAUGUUUAAAGUAUAAAUACACAUCUGCAACUCAUAAAAUAUGCAGAUGUUCGUGGGACUGGUUAUUAAUUCAGUGAGUGCACUGUUUUUUUCACUGCCU
Camarhynchus parvulus is the source of this 8748-nucleotide messenger RNA. It is a transcript of the gene PARP8, whose product is annotated as poly(ADP-ribose) polymerase family member 8. Bases 278 to 2953 code for a protein of 891 amino acids. Gene Ontology annotation, molecular function: kinase binding; NAD+ poly-ADP-ribosyltransferase activity; protein serine/threonine kinase activator activity. Gene Ontology annotation, cellular component: endoplasmic reticulum tubular network; membrane; intracellular anatomical structure. Gene Ontology annotation, biological process: endoplasmic reticulum unfolded protein response. The transcript has 27 exons. Lineage: Eukaryota; Metazoa; Chordata; Aves; Passeriformes; Thraupidae. The record is from RefSeq and is a predicted model, not a curated record.